CUGCUCCUGGAGGGGGUGCCCAGGUCAACGAGAGAAACCCAGGAGGAGAGACUCCUCUCCUGGCCGUGUGUAAUGCCCUGAGAGGGGAACCCACUGAACCUGGAACCCUGAAACUGCUCAGAUACCUACUAGACAACCAGGUAGACCCUAAUGCCCAGGACCGGUCAGGCCGUACAACUCUGAUGUAUUCCUGUAUGGAGAGGGCUGGAGCUCAGCUAGCCUCUACUCUCCUCUCAGCUGGAGCUGACCCCAGUAUGGAGGACUACUCUGGAGCUUCAGCUAUGGUCUACACUAUCAAUGCACAGCACCAGCCUACACUACAGGUGCUACUGGACGCAUGCCGCGCCAAAGGCCGUGUCGUCAUCAUCAUCACUAUGGAGAUGGGUGUGAGCGGAGGACCGGUGACGAGGCGCUACCUGAACGUUCUGCCGUCUCCCGACGCAUCACCUGCAUGUCACCCUCUGACAUCAUCAUCAAGACGGGUUCACCCAACUCACUUGAGGGAGAGAAUGUGUUCAAUUUCAGAGGAUCAGGUUAGAGGGAGGGAGGGAAGGAAGGUGUUAAACAUCUCAGGAACCUGUCUCAUACUUUCUUAUCUCAUCACAGGUAAGAGGGGGAGUGGCAGCAGCAGCAGAUUCUCCCCAUGUGAGCUGAGUCCAGUGGACCAGUCCUGUAUCCCCCCUCCCAGACAGCGACAGUGGUCUGAACCAUGGCUAGCUAUUCACAAUCUGUCUUGACUUAACAAGGUCUACCAAGAGGGAAGGAGGAAAGGGAGAAAAAGGUUCUCUUCAUCAUGACUUUAAGAAGGAAAGGAGGGAGAAGGCCGAGCUAGAGGAAGAGGUGGGAGAUGAUAAGGAGAGCCGAUCUGUCCAUCUCUACCAUAAGGAGAUCUCUUCCGGGGCCUCUUGUUCUCUCCUCUGUCCCACAGAGGAACACCUUUCCCAGGCAGCCCAGAGCAGACUGUCCCCUGAGAGGAGGCUAGCCCCUGGAGGUUCCACCUUGGAUUUAUACAAAGAACACCCCAGUACUCAAACUGCUUUACAUUAUAGAGGGGGAUCUAAUCUCAUCGGAUGCGACCCAAUGACCCGGAAGUGCUCUGUGGACAGACUUCCUCCCUGCUCUUCCUCUUGCUGGCAGGGGGCUUGUAGGAACACCCUCCCAUCCUUGACUCCAGCUCCACCCCUUCUUCAUCUGCCUCCCCUAUCAUGUUAUGAGUCUCACCCUCAGGUCCCGCCCCUUGGCCUACCUGUUGCAGGUGUAGGUAUGGGGUGUCGGACACAGCUGCCCUCCCCCUCUUCCCCCCCCCCCUUCUCUUCCCUUUAAAACAAUAUUUAGACCAGGCUUUCUGCCUCCUCUACCUCUUCCAUUCCUGCUCUCCAUCUCAUCCUCCUCUGUUCCCCCUUUCCCUCCCUCCCAGUGAGAGGUCACCUCGACGUCACUAUCCAGCUGGAGCCGCUGAGAGGAGGCGGAGGAAUAGAGGAAGAACAGAGGAGACGAGGGAGAGGAGGAAGGGAGGAGCGGGAGUGAGAACCUAUGUUAGCUGUUAUGGUGUGAUAUGUGUAGUUACUUGUAAUAACCUCUAGAGCAUGCUGGACACUUAUUUAGUGCUUGCUGACCUGAAUGUGUGGAUUCAUAUCAACAGUCUAAAGCCGUAAUCUCCAAUCCAAAUAAUUAGUUCGAAUCAUUUGUUUAUUAGAUAUUUCCUAUCUAUACUGUAUGGAUAAUAAAACCCAUCCUUUAUUCA
Molecule: messenger RNA, 1744 nt
Organism: Oncorhynchus kisutch (coho salmon)
Lineage: Eukaryota; Metazoa; Chordata; Actinopteri; Salmoniformes; Salmonidae
Product: ankyrin repeat domain-containing protein 34B-like
Exons: 3
Coding region: 183-737 (184 amino acids)
Source: RefSeq, a predicted model, not a curated record